This is a messenger RNA of Syngnathus typhle (broad-nosed pipefish), 4081 nucleotides long. Its product is annotated as ankyrin repeat domain-containing protein 13C-like. The coding region runs from base 288 to 1862 and encodes 524 amino acids. Gene Ontology annotation, molecular function: protein binding. Gene Ontology annotation, cellular component: cytoplasm. The record is from RefSeq and is a predicted model, not a curated record. The transcript has 13 exons. NCBI's taxonomy places the organism in Eukaryota, Metazoa, Chordata, Actinopteri, Syngnathiformes, Syngnathidae.
UCGCGAUAGGUUGAAGCGGAAGACACUUAGACGAAGUCAUCGACAGGCGCUCGUGUUGUGCUGACAGUAGCGAUGGGUGGAUAACAGCAAUUUUAUUUCUAACACACUUACCACUAAUAAGGACUUAGUGGUCUUUUUUUUUUGUAGCGAAACCCCCCUCUUUAAAGUGUCUUUCAUGUUAUUUUCUUCACAUUGGUUGCUUGAAGACUUCCAGCUGGCGAAUCGCAUCAAUUGUCCCGGAGGGUCCUCGUCGCCCUCUACUCCUUUCACGUCAGCUCUUUAGAAAAAUGACCGGAGAGAAGAUCCGAUCGCUGCGAAAGGAUCACAGACCCAGUCAGGACGAUGACUUGUUGGAACCUGACGAAGAAGCAGCCACCGGAACGUUCACCGCCUGCAAGACAAACAGCCAAAGCAGGGCGAGUCGAAUCUUCAGUAACCACAAGUUGGUCAAGUCAGCAUCCACGCAGCAGCAACAGCAAAAACGGAACCAGCACCUCAACGCCAACAGCACGCUGUCAUCAGCCGAUGUUGUUGACGACAACAACAAAAAUCCCAUCAUCCGAAGUGGACAGGACUUUCCGGUCCACGAAUGUGUGUUCAAAGGCGACGUGCGACGCCUUUCAUCGCUUAUACGGACUCAAAACAUAUCCCAGAAGGACAUCCAUGGAAACACACCUUUGCAUCUGGCUGUCAUGUUGGGGCACAAAGAAUGCGCCCAUUUGUUGCUGGCCCACAAUGCACCAGUGAAGGUGAAGAAUGCUCAAGGAUGGAGCCCCCUUGCAGAGGCUAUUAGUUACGGAGACAGACAGAUGAUAACGGCGCUGCUGAGGAAGUUGAAGCAACAAUCUAGGGAGAGUGUCGAGGAAAAGAGGCCAAAGUUGUUAAAUGCACUGAAAGAGCUUGGAGACUUUUACUUGGAGCUUCAUUGGGACUUCCAAAGUUGGGUGCCUCUGCUCUCCAGAAUUCUUCCUUCGGAUGCAUGUAAGAUCUACAAACAGGGACUCAACAUCAGACUUGACACAACCUUGAUCGACUUUACCGAUAUGAAGUGUCAACGCGGUGACCUGAGUUUCAUCUUCAACGGCAACGCCAUUCCUUCGGAGUCCUUUGUGGUGCUGGACAACGAGCAGAAAGUCUACCAGCGGAUACACCAUGAGGAGUCUGAGACAGAGACGGAGGAGGAAGUGGACAUUCUGAUGAGCAGCGACGUGUACUCGGCCACGCUCUCCACCAAGUCCAUCACCUUCUCUAGAUCACAAACCGGAUGGCUCUUCAGAGAAGACAAGACGGAACGUGUUGGAAACUUUCUGGCCGACUUCUACUCUGUGAACGGCCUGGUGCUUGAGUCCAGGAAGAGGCGGGAGCAUCUGAGCGAGGAGGACAUCUUGAGGAACAAAGCCAUCAUGGAGAGUCUGAGCAAAGGAGGGAACCUCGUUGAUCAAAACUUUGAGCCUGCGAGGAGGCAAUCUCUAACCCCACCUUCACCCUGCGCCAUAUCCUGGGAAGAAUACAUCACUGCUGACAAUGGAAAAGCUCCUCAUCUGGGCAGAGAGCUGCUGUGCAAAGAGAGCAAGAAAAACUUCAAGGCCACCGUUGCCAUGAGUCAAGACUUCCCCCUGAGCAUCGACUCGUUAUUGAAUGUUCUAGAGGUGAUUGCACCCUUUAAGCACUUUAAUAAACUCAGGGAGUUUGUUCAGAUGAAGCUCCCUCCAGGUUUUCCUGUCAAGCUCGACAUCCCAGUCUUUCCUACCAUCACAGCCACCGUGACUUUUCAGGAGUUUCGCUAUGACAGCUUUGAUGAAAGCAUUUUUACCAUCCCCGGCGAGUUCAAAGAAAACCCCAGCCGCUUCCCUGACCUUUAACCCACCCUUCAUCAGGUUGGUGGCGAGGUGGAUGUUUAUGAUGCAACAUUUCACUACACAAACAUUAACUUUCUCCCUGACACCCUUACGUAGGAUUGCCAACCGUCCCUUGAAAAAUGCAAUCGACAAACAUCCGAUAUACGUACAUGGAAUAUUUUUGGGUUGUAAACAAGUACAAUUUGACAAGUUCAGAUGGCUGACCUCCCCAAUGUUAAAGCAGCAGUAGCUUUGUCCUCAGAUGUGUGAAACAAAGGUUCUGCUGAACUCAUUAAAGGCGAGCUCGUUGUGAGCCUCAAUUACGGCAUGUCUAGCUCAGAGUUUUACUCUGCAGUAGCCAAAGAGAAACCGCUCCUCAUAGUAGUAAAUUUCUAAAUGGAAAAAAAAAUAAGCUGCCUCCACACAAUGUGGCAUUGCGCUGUUCAUAAGUUACACGAUAAAUGUUUUGCUUAUUAUUAUUUAUUUUUAUAUACACAUUUAUACAGUUUUAAGUUAAACAGGAAAUGUUUCUGUUUGAAAGAUAAGUUCAUUUUAAAAUCCAGUAAGUUUCUGAAUAACUUUUGCAUGUGUUCAUAGCAUUUAAAAAAAACAUGCAUCUUAUUCACUAUUAAUUUGUUAAAAAAUUGUUUCACCCACAAAGAAUUUGCCCCAAAAAAAUCACUUCAGUAAAGGCAAUUAGGUCGGCCGUCCCUGCUGAUGAGGUGUCUCUUGAUUUUUCAGGGAGUGGGCAACCCUACCCUUUCAGUCUCUAACUUCUCCCUAACCUCAACUCAAUGAACAUCUCCACGGCUAGCUGAACAAAAAAAAAAAAAAGCAGUACAGUAUUUAAAGCCAUUUUUCCACCACGUGGGACAGGAGGGAUUGAAUGAUAAUUUGACAUCAUUGCAACGGGACACUACUUAUUCAUGUUUUUACAUCUGUACUGUAUUUAACGGUAAUUUCUUCCUGGCACGUGGAAAGCAAACUUUUUUUUGUGUGUGUGUACGGGGGGGGGCACAAUUUGUUGUCUUAUUCAACCAAUCAACAAACUGCGCUGCAUUUACAGCCGCCCUUUAGGUACCAUACCACUGGCAUGGUGUGCCCAAAAAAGUGGUACGAUACCAGUCACUUUUUUAAAUACACUGCCCAUUUUUGACAAUGAAAAUACAAGCCAAACAGUGUUUGUUUCACUUGUACUUGUUUAAAUUUGUAAAAAGUGUGCGAGUGUUAAAACACUUAUUUUGACUAAGAGACAAGUGUGUGUGUGGUACUGGGCUGCCAACACGCAGGAAUCAUAUGCAGAGUUGUAUAUAAGUGAAUACAAAUUUUAGCUGUGUAAGAACUGAUCCUUUAUGUGUUUAACAAGUUCACAAGAUGCACUCGCACCCAUUAAAAGAUAUUACCGUAAAGGGUGUUCCCCUAAAGAAAUGACAUUUCACUCUAUUAAUGUCGGAAAUUCUCAGUCAAAUAAUGUUAGGUAUUAUCGAGAUAUCUAAAAGCUAACCGAGUUUAAGUUUAGUGUUACUUUUAUAUUGAUUUUGUGUGCUGCAAACUCACUGGAAAGUAGCUUUGGACAGAGCACAAAAAAAAUGUCACGACUUGUCACUAGCGUUAACGGUAUGUGUAUUGAAUAUUUGUUUAAGCUUUGUAAAAUUGAUUAAAUAAUCUAGUAUAUCUGUUCUAAUAUGUUUAAUUAUGUUUUGCCUGAGACGUGUUCACUCAGAUAUUGCAAGGGAUGUCAUUUUGGGGGGGAAACACCCUGUACUUCGACAGAUUUUUUGAUUAGUCGAUCAUCAAAUUCACAAAAUUCACUUCUUCUGCAUCUUUGUGCUCUGUUUUUAAAUACACAACUCUCAACCUUAAAAAGUGGCAUUUAAAAUGUUCAUACUGAAGCAAUGCUAUAAAUGCUGCAGGUUUUUUUAUGGUACCAUGUAGUCUGUCUGAUGUUUAUAUCACCUUUAUACGCUUUAAAAGUGGGGUUAUAUAAAUUAGUAGCUGUUGUAAGCAACAAAGGAUUGUUCUUUGGGUUAGUUUUCAUUUUACACAAACAAAAGCCUUUAAUCUGCACAAUCUGUACAUGUUCUUGGGAGUCACAGUUUCUUCCUUUUGGUGUCCUCUUGUGUUCAACUCAAGUUGAGCAUUUUCCAUAUUGUGUCACAUGACUUGAUUCAACAUUGGAUUGUAACAUGGUGGAAGUUACUAUUUUUGUAUAUAGAUGUUUUUAAAGAAAACGUAUCUCUUAA